AUGUGUUUGGGUGAAGAGGAAAUCUGUGAAACUGAUAAUGAACCAAAUGAAGAGUUGGACGAAAAGGAUGACAACGUAGAAGCUGAAUCCGCAAUAGAAGAAAGAUCCAAAGCUGUGAGUGAAAGUGAAUCGGGGGAAGAGAGUGAUGAAUCAGCCCCAGCUGGAAAUAAAUCAGAUGCCAACGAGACUGCAGGAGAAGAGGAUCAUUCAAAUGACGAAUCAGGAGCCGAACAUUCAGAAACAAAGCCUGGGAAUGAGACUCCAGAUGAAAGUGCAGGAGAAGAUCAAAACGAGGAAGAGGAAGAAGACACUAAGGUUCAAGCUUUAGUUCAAGAAGAUGAAAAAGGGGAGGAGGGCAAUGAUGAAGGUGACGAAGGUGAAACAACAAGCGAAGGAUCUGAAGAGGGUGGAAGUGACGAGGAGGAGCUCGCUGCUUCUGAAAGCGCUACGGAGUCCGCGGCUACGCGUGAAGGUCUCACGCCGGCUGCAUCUUCAGCAGAUGAGUUUGAAAAACGUGAAACGGCAGAAGAAGAUUCGGGAGAGGCCGAAAGGGCGGCGGGUGAGAUUACUGAAAGUGACGGUGGAGAAGAAUGUGGAGCAGAGGGUGUAUUAGCGGGAGAAGUUAACGGAGAAGAAGACAGCAGCGUGAGUGAAGACCAUCGAGAAGAUGCCAUCGAUGAGACAAACGAUGGAACGGUAGGGCCCGAUGACGUGGUGGAGCUGAGGCCGGAUGAGGAUGCUGAGAAAUCAUCGGAAAACAAUGGCGAAGACAUCGCAGUGGAAGAUGUAGACGACGACAACGAGGAAUCGGGGACAGAGGUCACGCAAUGCGAGUGCAUUAACGCCAAUGGCAAUGGCGGUGACCUCGGCGCCCCCGAAAAAGAGGAGGAAAAACAUGAGGCGACCCUAAAGCACUGGAUGGGGAACCAGGGAGACUCAGCCGACGGAGAAGAUGAAGCCGAGGAAGACUCAGACGACCCGGAGGACGCCGCCGAUCGCGGGGAUCAAGAUUUUGCUCCGAGCGAUCGAGGCGAGGACACGACGGCGGCGGAGAAGGCGACGCUCGUCCCACUCGGCGCCUCGAUCGGAGGGGACGCAGAGUCUGAGGAUGGCGCCUACGCAGACGUCGAAGACUCCGAGACCGACGCAAACAGCCAAGAAGAGGCGAGGAGGCCCGAUUCUGACGCUCAGAAGAGUGUUUCAUCGUAG
Molecule: messenger RNA, 1209 nt
Organism: Gasterosteus aculeatus aculeatus (three-spined stickleback)
Lineage: Eukaryota; Metazoa; Chordata; Actinopteri; Perciformes; Gasterosteidae
Source: RefSeq, a predicted model, not a curated record